CUGGGCGCCGCCAUCUUGCAGUCCGGGAAGAGGGAAGUGGUUGCUGGGUUAGACUGGGCAGGGAGCGGCGGCCUGUCACACACCGACACCGAGAGAACCUUCCCUGUCACCCCGCCAGCAGCCGCCAUGAUCCUGCUCGAGGUCAAUAACCGCAUCAUCGAGGAGACCCUCACCCUCAAAUUCGAUAAUGCAGCGGCUGGGUGAGUGGGGGGCCGGGGAGAGGGGGGGUAAGGGGGUCUGCCAGGAGAGCCUAGGGUAGGGGUGCCAGAGGUCUUCCAGGAGGAGCCUGGGGGUAAGGGGUCUGCCAGGAGAGAGCCUGGGGGGUAGAGGUCUGCGUCUGCCAGGAGGAGCCACAGAGUAGAGGUCUGCCAGGAGAGAGCCUGGGGGUAAGGGGUCUGCCAGAGAGCCUGGGGGUAAGGGGUCUGCCUGGGGAUUAGGGGUCUGCACCAGGAGGAGCCUGGGGGGUAAGGGUCACCAGAAGGGGAGUCUGGGGGGACUUAAGGGUCUGUGUCAGGGAGGAGCAUGGGGCUUAAGGGGUCUGUAUGGCAUGGGGGUAGGGGUCUGUGCUAGGGGAAGCAUGGGGCUUAAGGGUCUGUACUAUAUGGGGGUAAGGGGUCUGUGCUAUAGGGGAGUAAGGGGUCUGUACUUUGCUAGGGGUAAGGGGUCUGUGCUAUGGGGGGUAAAGGGGUCUGUGCUAUGGGGGUAUAGGGGUCUGUGCUAUAUGGGGGUAAGGGUCUGUGCUAGCAGGGAGGGGUCUGUGCUAUGGGGUAAGGGGUCUGUGUGGGGAGCAUGGGGCUUAGGGUCUUGCCAGGGAGCAUGGGGCUUAAGGGUCUCUGUGCCAGGGGAGCAUGGGGCGUGCGGGGUGGAGCAUGGAGUGGGGUCUGUGCUGGGGUGGAGCAUGGGGCGUAAGGGGUCUGUGCUGGGGUGGAGCAUGGGGGCUAAGGGGUCUGUGUCAGGGGGGAGCAUGGGUGGUAAGGGUUCUGUGCUAGGGGGGAGCAUGGGGGGUAAGGGGUCUGUGCUAGGGGGGAGCAUGGGGGGUAAGGGGUCUGUGCUAGGGGAGCAUGGGGGGUAAGGGGACUGUGCUAGGGGGGAGCAUGGAGGUAAUAUGCCUGAGGGGUAAGGGGUCUGUGCCAAGAGGGAAGUAAGAGGGAAGAAAGUUGGGCAAAUAAAGGGUUUUGUUUCUUGUUUCAGUAAUGAUGCUAGUAUUUAGAGGUGUAGUUCACAGCAUUACGCUGGCAGGUAAGGAGAUUAAGGCGUGGGAAAGGUGGUAAUGGCUGUGGGUGGUAAAGGUUACAGGGAAGAUUACAGGCAGGUAGAGGUUGGGUCUCAGUCUGGCAAUCAUUACCUAUUCAUAGUGGCAAAGGGACGUGUGUAUAAUCUACUGUAAAUUUAUGGGAGACGGUGAACCUGUAUCCUCCAUCUGUACAAGUUCCAUUCAUUUAACUCCUAAUGAUGUUACAGCAUUUAGUGCCUUCAUCUGACUGUUCUACGUAAGAAAGGGCCUGCCAUGAACUGGUACUCUAGCUGCAAAUAUAUUGUAAAUCCCAUCACUCUCAACCACAUUGCUGACUGACGGUUUAACUUGUAGGUCACCAGCAGCCAUUAUGGGAUAUCUGCUGCAAAGUUAUCUUAGUCUGCGGAAACAUUCCAUUGUUUUCCAAGGUGAUGGCUCCACAUUGUGCACCUUGCAUCACAGUCACUAGUCAUACAUUACCCUGCAUGUUUAUUCAUUUAUUUACUGUUAUUAUAUCUUGCUAUUUUGGACCAUGGGUAGAGGAGCAAUGUGUUCUAAGUUGUUUGUCUUUGACUGGGAGAAUGUCCCAUCAUGCCUCAUACCUCUCCAAGCCACAUUUAGAAAUUAAACAAUAGACAUUAUAAGGUAUACUGACGGCAAAUCUGCUCAAAAUCAUAGCAUCCUCUUUUAAACGCUCUGUAAUGCGCAGCGUCGCCUUCCUGUUCAUGUUCAAACUGAAACCCCCACUAACUCAUUUGUUACUUCCUCCUCUGCUGCAUUUCACAGCUCGUUCAGACAGGCCCCGUCUUUGAAUCAUUCCUUAUGCAAGCGUGCAUGCUGGAACAAGCCUAACCAGAUGUUAUCCAAACUGGAGCCUUACUCAUUCCUUGAACUGUUUAUCUUCAAACUUUUAUUAUUAUUUUUUUAAAAUAUAUUUCAUAUACCAGUGCCUGGUGUUGAAAGUUUCACAAAUGAUAUUGACAUUUUAUGUUAAAUAUAGCCUUUGGCAAGACACAUCUCACAAAUUGUAAAGUUCAUUAUCUUUCAGUUACCAGUUUACCGUUACAAGACACUCCAAACACCUAGAGCAGUUUAGCAUGCUUUUUUUUUACAAAAAGUGCAGAUUUCAAUCGAAACUGCCACUUUUAUAAAAUUACCUUUUAAUACCCCAGUCCUGUUACUACUUUGCUGUUUAGCUCAGUGGCCUAGAGCACCUGCCUUGCAAAGAUUUCUUAUUGGGCUGAUUUUCAAUAUGUCCACAAUGGAAACAAAAAUGCAUAAUUAAAUGCAUGCUGCAUGUUUUCAAUGAAGGUAUAUCUACUAAAUGCUAUUUUUUAUUUUUAUUUAUUUUUUUCAUUUGGGCAGUGUUUCCCUUUCAUAAUGCAAGUAUUCAUAAGUGAGAAAAUAACUGAAUUUGUUUAUAAAUUCAUUAUAAAAUGAAUUAAGCUUAAAGGAACAAUUUAGGGUCAGGAAUACAAACUUGUAUUCCUGUCCCUAUAUUGUUAAAAACACUAUUUAGCUACCCCUUAAAUAAACAUAAAACUCACCUUUAUUCCAGGGCUGUACAGGUCUGGCGGCGCUGGCUCUGCCCCCAACCCACCUUCUUGGCUGACUUUAUCAGAAUUGAUGAUUUCAGCUAAUCCAAUGCUUUCCCAUAUCAAAAGCAUUGGAUUGGCCGAGAUCAUAAAUUCUGAUUAUCUCAGCCAAGGAGGUGGUACUUGGGCAGAGCCAAACGCCACCCUGGCCAAUCGGCGUCCCCUCAUAGUGAUACAUGCAGAGCGUGGAGAUGCUGAACGUCAGUGCUGCACAUUGUGAAGCACUGACCCAGGAACCACAUCUAGUGGCCGUCUGAGUGAUUGCCACUGGAGGUGUCUCUAGGGAGCAAUUUAAACACUGCCUUUGCUUUGAAAUGGCAGUGUGUACAUGAAAAUGCAUGCAGGGACUGACUAUACUCACCAGAACAACUACAUUAAGCUGUAGUUGUAAAUAAUGUCCCUUUAAUGCUACUUCUCUCCAACCUUAUACAAGGCUUGGGCUUUUGUAUGUAUGUAUCUGUGCUUGAUAAGUGGUGUUUAACCAGGAGAUUUAUUCUGCUGUUUAUUUGACAUAUAAGAUAAUCUGUUUUAUUAUAAUUUGCAUACAUUGUGCCAGCUGGUAAGUUGUCAGUAACUGUAAACACAUAUCAAGCUAGGGGAGCUUAUAGUCCAAUAUUGUCUGUCUUCCUGCUUCACAGAGCCGUCUGUUAAUGCUUCUGAUCCCAAGUCACAGCCAAAUGACAUGGUUCACACUAGCUGACUCUUAAUAUUUGUCUGUUUCAGGAACAAGCCAGAGGCAGUAGAAGUAACAUUUGCAGGUAAGAUCAUCCGCCCUUCGCAUUGCCUGAGUCUGUCAAGAAAUGUUAACAUCGUUCCUUGAUGACCAUUGAUUCUGUGUGUGUGUUCAGUAGCUGCAAAAUCUGGUUCAUUCGUGUAAUCUGCAUAGACCAUACAAUAUGCUCCUCAUUGAUGGAACAAUACUGACCCUUUCUGUGUAAUACUCGCAGGUUACUCGCUAAAUACCAAAUUGCAGCAAAUUGAAUCUGAUUUCCAAAAUCUAGGCUAAAAUGACUUCUUUGGAAAAUUUGACAACUUGGCUGUAGUGGCAGCUUGACUUUUUGGGCUCCUUUCCAUGAAUGUUUGCGUUUGUUCAUAUUUGAUCUAACUGAAUAAACCCCACAUAGUUCUUAAAGGAACACUCAUUACUUAAACAAACAUUUCAUCUCAGUGGGAGCGCGAGCCACUGGUUUUCAGUCUUAGUUUAUGGGGUUUCAAACAAAUUUACCCAGAAGUUGUUUUUUUGGGCUUCUGUCUCCUCCCGCUGCUACCACUGCAGAACCCCUCUGAUCACUGCAGAAGACUGAAGAGACAGUACUAAUGGGCGCUGGGGGACAACUGCAGGGUUAAACCUUUCAAAAAUGGUUUAAACACUGUAAGAUAAGACAGCACCCGGGCACUCCUUGCCCUACACCAACUUUAUUGAGAUUAUUUUUUUGUUGUUGGUGUGGGAGUGUCCCUAUAACUAAAGCUUAUAUUGUCAGGAAUUCAAAGCAAAUUUUAGGCCAAAGUAGAAAAAUGGUAUAGAUAUCAACAUCUCAAUAUCUUAUAACGAUUUGGAAGUGUGUUUAGUGUCUGUUUGAAAAACGCAGCAUUACAGGAGCAGAUGUCUGCACUAUGGAUACAUUGGAUGUUAAGUAUAAAAAAAAUUAUAUUCUAAAAGUGGGGCAAACCUGUAAAGGGGGAAGUCAUUGCUGGAAUGUGUCUCCUGGUUUACAUGGUGAUUGCUCAAUGUUUAGUACUUCAGACCACUUUUCAUAAAUAACCCCUAUUAUAUUGGGUUAUAAAGUGUGGAUUCUGCAGGUUUUCUUCUACCUUAACCAUUCUCUUCUCUUUUUUUUUUUUUCUUUUUUUUUUUUAAAUACAAUGUGAUUUAUAGAAGCCAAACAUAUGAUAUAGGAAUAUAUAAACAAUUGGCGGAGCGUGACUGUCUAGCAGCCAGCUUGCUAGGAAACGUAUUCCGAAUUACAUCAUUGAUUCCGUAAGGUUGUCCCCAUCACGGAGUAUAGUAUUUUGUGUGGUGUAACUGGAGGGAUUUGGGCCAAAAUACACAAGGGUGUAGUCCAUAAAAACCUCUUGAAGUUUUGGAACAAUGGGAGGCAUUUUUUGUUUUAAGCAAAUCAUUGACAGAGAAAUUGUAAAAUAGAUUGUAGUUAACAAUUGCAUAGGGGGAUAAUUUAAUUUGAGUAGACUAUAGGCGACGGUGAAUAACUGAGGGUAUUAACAGACUCUCUACAUGUGAUUAUAAUCCACGAAGUUUUAGUCUGCCAUUCUCCACAUGUCUUUUAGUCCCCAUUGCAUUUAUCAGUACGCCAUUUACACCGUUCAGCCAUCCCUUGCUUCCAUCACUAACCUAAAGCACGCUGCGGUGUUAGUAUAUGAUGAUGGGGUUGGUCCUAGCACAGAGAGCCAGGACAGCAGGACUGCCUCUCAUUUGCUAUAGUGUUGAUACCUUUUUAAUCUGCUUCCUCUCCAGACUUCGAUGGAGUGCUUUACCAUAUCUCUAAUCCAAGUAGUGACAAAGCCAAGCUGAUGAUCAGUAUUUCACUAAAGUUCUACAAGGAGCUACAGGAACAUGGCACUGAUGAGGUGAGAAUCCCAGAUUUCUUCGGUAUUAUGGAUCAGUUUUGAUGCUGUGUAAAAUUAGUUGUGUGGAUUAUUUUUUAUAAAUUACAGAAUGAUUUACAUACAGCACCAUAUUGCCCAAUCAUUUAUGAAAAGGGUCAUGUAAAGCUGUAAUGCAAAUUUCUCUCGUAUGGAAUCACAUUUGUUGUUUCACUGGUAGUGCAUUAUGGGGCAUGUAGUACCGAUCAUUAGAAUUGUUUGUGGAGUUGCUUGCAGUAUAUAAAAUGUAACCACUGAUAAAACAUUUCUAAAACUGGAAAUACAGUAUUUACACAAUUAUUUUUUUUGCACUAGUACAAAAAAAAUUAUACCUACCAUAAGCAAAGGGAUUUUUUUUUUCUGGAAAGUUUUUAUCCAUUUAAGUUUCUGUAGUAGGAUUUAAUAGGCUUUAAAACAAGCGAUAGAUAAACCGUGCCUAAUGGAAGUUAACCCUUUAGUGUAAUCACAGAACACACACAUUUUUAUUUAUAUAUAUAUAUUCUCAGAAUAGAGUUUUUUUUAUUUCACUGUGUAAUAUUGGAUAUCUCAAAAAGAAAAAAGUAGAAACACACACAAUAAUAGUGCAAUAUGUUUACAAAUGUAAAUAAAGUAUAGUUGUGUAAUAAAGACACACUCACACUUUUUAGAGCUUCUAAGAGUUCUUCUGUAUUUAGCGAGGACAGUAUAAUACCCGUCUUAGGAUAUAUAGUGAGUGGUGGUAUAUCUCAAAGAGAUAAUGUGAGUAUGUGGAGACAAAAGAUUGGUAUAUUCGAUGGUACAGUAUGAAGAUAACGAUGUAAAAUAAAAAGGUAAGUAUCCUACUUACAUGUUACAGAGCAUGGACCUGCUCUGAUGUUCUUGAGCUUUUGUGGUACAAUCCCCACCUGGAAUGAGUGGAACCAAGAAGCCAGUAAUUGCAGAGUGCAAAGUAAAAUCCCAAAUGAAUUAAAUCUAAAAAGGAUUAACUUUAUUGCAACAUAAAAACAAUAAACAAACUAAACAAUAUAAAAUACUAUGCUAAAAUCAAAAGCAGGCUAUAAAAUCACAGUUAACGCGUUUCCCAUUGGGGUUUCAUCAGAAGUGUGGCGCUAAUGUGCAUGACAUCUUCUUAUAUAGGUUGUCUUAAUACAUUAUAAGUGUCUGGCGUUGCUUGGAUAUCUUAAUUAUCUUCUUUGGUUACUUCCUGUAUCGAUCGUGCUGGAAAAUUACGUCUUCAGGAUCAGUUCUUAGUUGUGAUUGUGAUUUAGUUGUGAUGCAUCUGUAAUACAUACGGUAGUUGUAUUUGUGAAAGCCACCUGGAAGUGACACAUCUCGCAUGUCCUUACCAUAGGGUAGUGGCAAACGUAUGGCAGAAAUGUUGCGGCUCGAUUGUCACUUGGAAGUGACAUUGCGCAGAGAUGUGUCAGCCCUCUGGUCCAGCAAUAAACGUGUGCAUGCGCGGAAGUCAUAUGUGUUUAAAUACCUACAUAGAGUCCAUAGCGUUAAAGGGAACAUAAAAAAAUACAUAAUUUGUAAGGACAAUAGCCAUUCCUCAGCACAUAUAACAGGAAACAAAAGAAAACAUAAAUAAUACGUUCAUAUUGAUGUAUUGUUAACAUGUAUUUAAAGUUGUGAGAGCAUAGAAGUAGAUUUUGGCAGCAUACUAAUAAGCUUUAAUUGUAGUUUAAAAAUACAAAACGGGGACUGGUUGACACCCCUGCUCUAAUCAUUUUGGUGCUCAGCAAGACAGCAAAAGUUUUCCUUUAAUUUAUGAAGUGCCAACAUUCUGUGCAGGGCUGUACACAAGGUGUGUUAGUACAAUACAGAAUUAGACACCUUUAGCAGAGAAGGAAAGAAAUCCCUCCCUAGGGAUUUGUGCAGAGCAUGAGAUGGCUAUUAAGAUUACAAUCUAAAUGAGACAGGGUGUAGCAGAGGUUAUGUUAAAAGCAAGAGGGCGGCAGGGAGAUUGGUUCAAACCUUUUUAAUGGAGGAAAUAGACCAGUCUUAAACUGCCUGAUUUUUGUUUGAAAUUCCAUAAUUGAUGUGGUUUUCAUUAAGUUUCCCAGCUUGCCCAGCCAGUAGCCGAUGUCUGCUGUGUGUGUGUGUGUAUUACUGGGUCAGGCCAGGCUUUCGCCAGGUUCAGUACAGGAUGUUUCCCCUGUGCUACGUGAACGUGAUUGAGAGAGCCUUUUAUGGAAGAAAACACAGAGCCUUCUUAUAGCCGUGUGUGCACACGCAGCGAUGUGGUCUGUCUAACAACAGGAAGUGUGUGUCUCAGCCUUCCUGAGUCACUGCUCAGAGCUGCUCUGCAACACAUUAAGAUGUAAACUGCAAGCCCCACAGGAAUGUCCUCCCUGAUUCAGCAAACAAUUCUUUAUUCUCCUUUGCCCUAAAUAUUUCCUUUCAAUAAUCUGCUUCCAAGUAUCCUACCAUUGGGAACAUUUGUUUAAUUUUUGUUUUGUGCUGGAAUCAUCUUUACUCUUAGUUCUCAUAGGGACAGUCACCUAAACAGCAUUUUCAUAAAAUUCACCUGUACUUCCAACAAGUGUUAGACAUCAAAUGUACAUAGCAGCUUAGAUAUAUUGGCUACAGUUAGUUUCCUUUGGUUCAGCAGGAUGAAGAUGUUAUUCUGUGUACAAUGUCAUUUAUUUCCUGAUACUAUACAUAAUGAUUCCAAUCCCUGCGUGUGUUCCCUUUCCUGCACCCCCUCACUCUCCCACUCACAAUCUGACUUUGAGCUUGCGUUAAAAUGCUCUAUAAAUAUACUUCUACCUUUUGAAGGUAUCAGAAAUAAAAAGAGAAUCUUAUACCACAGAUUGUGAUGAUAAAAGGCAGAUUUUAAGGCAAAUGAAAAACAUAGACUUCACAUAAUUUGUGUACCCGACAUUCUGAGCUAUUUAAAAAAAAUAAUAAUGUUUUUGUAUUCAUUUGUGUUUGCAGCUGAAAUUUUAUCACAAAACAAAUGUUACAAUUAGUUAUUAGUUUGCUACUGUUUUAAGAUGCAGUGUAGGUACAGCAUAUUACCGAUAUUGUGCUACACAAUAGGUUAAAGACAGUUGGUGAGAUUCCAAUUGAGAUUUUAUGGUUAAAAAAAAGUCACAAGGCAUUCAAAAUCUUGUGAAAGAGACAUUUGCGCUUUAAGGCAGUCUGUAGCAGUUAUAUAGUCUCCUUUCAAUCAAUCCUAUUUAAUAUUUGGAGUGUUUGGUGCUGGAGCAAGGCUGUUUACGAAUAAAUUUACAUAUUUCACUGCAGCCAAUAACCGCUUUACGAUCAAGGUUAGAGACCUCUUCUCUCUGUACAGUUUUUAUUUUAGUGAGAAAUAGGAUUUUUGAUUUAGCCAUUUGAUCUGCAUACUAUUGUCUAGCUUUUAAAAUUAUUCAUAGUUUUAAAAUUCGUGGGUGGUUCAUAAUACUUGCAGCUCAAAGCUUGGUAGUGCAGAAAAUAAAUAUUCCUUUCAUUGUUACUUGAAUGGUAAACUUUGUUUUGCACGCCUGUCAUUUAAACAAUGAAGGGUUUUUAAUGCAGUUUUUCAGCUCACGGUUUCUUUCUUUCUGACAGACCUUAACGAAAACCUAUGGGGAUUUCUUGGUUGAUCCUGAACCAGGUAUGUAUCAAAUUCCAUUCUAAAAGUACAGGUUGCUUUAAAUUCAAAUAAAUAGCAAAUUAUGACAACUGGUAAGAUUUAGCUUAAUUUAGCCAAUAUGUAGAAAAAUAAGAAUAUCUUCUACCCAGCAUUGGUUAUUUAUCCUACAUUUUGCACUCUCAAUUUAUCACAUCAAACGGUUUGUGAAACAUCAGCCCCUCCCCCCACCGGUAACUUCCCCAAAAUGCUAGUGCCGUUCUGACAGUUCAGUAACUUCUCACAUAUAGUCAGGUUCACCUCAACCUUUUCAUUGUACAUGAUGCAGAUUAAAUAUUUGUGCGAUCUGUGCUUUGUGUAUCAGUAUUUGAUGGCUACACUUGAAUUCUACAAAGGUAUGCGUUUAAAUUGACAGGAAGGAUACUUCCGCACACACUUUAUCCAGAUGUCAAUGAGGCAAACUGUAAUCUUAUUAAGAAUCCCUAUGCAUUCCUUAUCUGGUGGUAGAUUAACUAGUGUUAGGAUAUCAAAAAACGGGUCGCAAGAGUAUACUGAGAACGAACAGCAGCUAAAAUAGCCUGCCCUUCGGUGGGUCCCCGCUCAGAUCUCAAGCUGGUUUUAGCUCCUCUUGUGCCAUUACAGAGAGAACAUAUCUGAAGCAUAUCAGACUGGUCCCACCCAUACGGGCAGUCCAGAUCCAAAAUGCCAGCAAGUUCUCUCUGCACGAGAGAUACAGCAACCCCAGAUGAUUAUUUCAACCUUGUUAGGCAUUAUCAGUGAGGCAUAGCUGAUAUCUCUCUAGGCACCGUGAGCAAGGGGUUCAUGUCUGGAUUACCCUUUAAACUAAUGGAGAGCGAAAAAAGGGUCGCAAGAGUAUUCUGAGAACGGACAGCAGCUAAAAUAGCCUGCCCUUCGGUGGGUCCCCGCUCAGAACUCAAGUUGGUUUUAGGAUAGAAUACUUUUAAUUAUUGGGGCAGGUCCAAAUGUUGUAGGGGGUUAUCUGAUAUGCCAUCUAUUACUCCGUAAAUGGUGGAAAGGAAUCCACUUUUUUGGUCUUGAGCAACUGCUCCGUUAAAGAAAUUGAAACUAGGAUGAUUGUUUCCUUUAACCCUUUAAGGACCAAACUUCUGGAAUAAAAGGGAAUCAUGACAUGUCACACAUGUCAUGUGUCUUUAAGGGGUUAAAUCUCCAUUUGUAUUGAAUCCCUGCUGUUUUACAUACAUCAUAUAACAAGAUCGACACAAAUACUGUCUCUGCAGGUUACAAUGUGUCUUUGUUGUACAAUCUUGAGAACCUACCUCCAAACCGAGACUCCGUUGUUCACCAAGCUGGCAUGCUCAAACGCAACUGCUUUGCGUCCGUGUUCGAAAAAUAUUUCAAGUUUCAAGAAGAGGGACGAGAGGGAGAGAGGAGAGCUGUGAUCCAUUACCGUGAUGAUGAGACCAUGUAAGUCUUUUUUUCAGAGCAGAGUAACGUGUUAUUCUUUGGAAUAUUAAAAACAAGUGCAUACUUAAUGUGUGUAUUGAUGGCAUUUUCAGCAUUUUUUUAAAAUUUGGCAUUUUUCUAGGUACGUGGAGGCCAAGAAAGACAGAGUGACUGUUGUAUUCAGCACGGUGUUUAAAGAUGAUGAUGACGUAGUGAUUGGCAAAGUGUUCAUGCAGGUGAAGCACACAUAUACGUUUUUCUUUUUUUUGGAUGGCUACUGGUUUUUGAAAUGUCUGUUUAGUGUGAGGCGAAAGAGCCAUGGGGUUCACACUAAAUGGAUCAUGUUUUAGUGACCUCCUGUUUAUAUUUGGCUAUCCUUAUCUUUGUGCAGGAGUUUAAAGAAGGUCGGCGUGCCAGUCACACAGCGCCACAGGUACUCUUCAGUCACCGAGAGCCUCCACUGGAGUUAAAGGACACAGAUGCAGCUGUGGGUGAUAAUAUUGGAUACAUCACAUUUGGUAAGUAUGUAUCAAGGAAUCUAUUUAUGAAAUACUCAUAUAGACUGUGUUGGAAUUUUACUGAAAUUCCAACCUAGUCAAGAGAUAUUUCCUCUGCCUGACACUGUCUGGAAGUGUCAACCCUCCCCCACUCUAUUUAAGGAGGAUCUGGCAGGAACCUCAAUGCUGUACUUUUGCCUCCCUUCCACCCCCCUAUCACAAACCCCAAUUUUACUAUUGCCCCAUAUGGUGACAGUACCACUUUAAUAGAUCAUAUGCAACUAUCUGCCAUUUCUUGCAUACCUGUAAGGGCUCUGUUUUGACUAGUGAUGAGUAAAUGUGUGUUUCUUUUGACUAUUGCUUACAUUUGUGUUUCGUUUUUCUUCAGUGCUCUUUCCACGCCAUACUAACCCCAAUGCACGGGACAAUACCAUCAACCUUAUCCACACAUUCCGGGAUUAUUUGCACUAUCACAUCAAGUGCUCCAAGGUACUUUAUAAGGAUGGCUAACCUAGGUUCCUGACACUGGAUGGGGACCUACGUUUAGCUGGGAAUUAUUAAUUAUUAUUUAGAUGGUUAUUUUACAAAUGUUUUAAUUGAUUAAUUUGUCUGUAUUUUUCCAAUGAUAAGUUAUUGAAUUCAUGAUUUGCACGUUAAUCUGCUAUUCAUGGUGUACCUGCCAUGUAAAUAUUUGGCAAACAGUAUUAAUCAAAUAUUAACACAAAUCUUAAGCAAUGUAUAGUUCAAAAGAUGGUUAUUCAGGAGUAUCCAGCCUACCUAUGGUCAGUAAGCAAGCUUUAUAUUUUAAACAUUUUAGAUUCCAUUUUCUUAUGUCUUAAUAUGAAGUUGGAUAUGGCUUCAGCAAUGAUACAGGCCUCGACUGGAUCUGCUGUAGAAAAACUGCCCUCGUCUCUGUUAAAAUUGUUGUUCUAUAUGUGUGCUAUGUCUUAUUAAUUGGUCUAUAACUGGAAAUUACGUUAGAUGCCAAAGCUGUAAUUAAAUUGUCCCUCUUAUGCUCCUUGUUUUGUCACCAGGCUUAUAUCCAUACUCGCAUGAGGGCGAAAACCUCAGAAUUCCUUAAAGUUCUUAACCGGGCUCGCCCAGACGCUGAGAAAAAGGAAAUGAAAACUAUAACGUAAGUUCUGUAUUGGCUCUCAUGAAUGCCAUGUUAUUGGAAUGAGACCAGUUCUGUACUAGACAGCUCUCCAUAGGUGCCAUGUUAUUGGAAGGAGACCAGUUCUGUAUUAGUCAGCUCUCCAUAGGUGCCAUGUUAUUAGAAGGAGCCCGGUUCUGUAUUAGACAGCUCUCCAUGAGUGCCAUGUUAUUGGAAUGAGACCAGUUCUGUAUUAGACAGCUCUCCAUAGGUGCCAUGUUAUUGGAAUGAGACCAGUUCUGUAUUAGACAGCUCUCCAUGAGUGCCAUGUUAUUGGAAUGAGACCAGUUCUAUAUUAGACCGCUCUCCAUGAGUGCCAUGUUAUUAAUAGACCAGUUCUGUAUUAGGCCGCUCUCCAUAGGUGCCAUGUUAUUGUCGAGAAGCCAGGAUUAUUUGAGAGGAUUGCUUCUUCGGUAUGGCCUCUUUAGUGGCUUGCUAAUUUUCUUGUUUUUUGGAUAAUCUUGUUUUUACAUCAUCGUUUGAAUAGAUUGACACAUUGCUGCCAAGGGUUUUGAAAUCAGUAAGUGGGUGUAGCUGGAGGGAGCUGGCAUUGUGCCGUGUAUCCAGCUGUUGGUGUGAGCAUCUUAUGGUACCACUCUCACCAUCUGAAAACACCAGUUCUGAAAGAAGUCUUCUGAUCAUCAGCUGUAGAGCUCCAACUUUUCUGUCUUUUGGAAAUUGAUCUGUUAGUUUGUGUUAAGUACAUUACAAAAAAAUUGUUUCUGGUAUAUCCCGAGGAAUGCACAUAUUUUAUUAUUUACCCAUUGUCCGAAGGAGACUCUUCUGCAAAAUCACUCACCCUCCCUUGGUUCACUACACCUUAAGUAAUAACUUGUCUUGGAUGUGACCCAAGUUUGUUUUAUGAUCAUGUGAUCUCUUUUUAUGUUGAAACAAUGUUAUUGGUAAAAAAAGUCAUUUCACCACCAGCAUGUGGCAAGUCACUGGUCAUACUAUGCACGCAUGUGUACUGUGACAUAUCUGUGCGUGUAUUGACAUGCUAUCUCACAGAAAUCAGUUUUUUGCAAUUCCAGUAGGUAUUUGAAGAUGUGUAUAUAUAUUUAUUUUGUUUGUAAAUUGCUGUCAUAUAAGGGUACUUCACUCACCUGUGUGGUUAAAUAUGUUUUAGGUAUUUGUAGAAAAAUCUUUCUUCUUAGAUAGUCUGUAUUUCUCUUCUUGUUGAGUGGCUCGCCAUGAUGUUAAUAUAGAUAUAUAUUCUUCUUCUAUGUGUCAGUUAGAAACAUCAAUACGCACCAGACUUGCGGUUUCUUUAGGUUUAUUCAGCUUGCCAUUACAAAUAUGUAAUAUAAUAACAAAGGAUGUUACAUGAUGAAUGUAAUUGCUUGACUCAGAAAGUCUAUUUCCAUAAAAUCAAAGAAGUUUCAAACCUAACCCCAACACUCCAGUUAAAUGAAGGAUGUCUGUGACAAAACCUUUCUUUGUGUAGUUACAGCAAUCAAGUAAGAACAUUCAUAUGAUUCCUAUUGGUUCAGAACCACAUUCCAGAAUUCUCAAAGAAAGCCAUGUGACUUAUUGAUACCAUCUGUUACUCGUGCUCAAUCCAGACACACACAUCUAAUGUAUGGAUAUUUAUGUAUUUUUUUUUUUUCUUUUUACCAAAGUGGAAGUAGUUUAAUUUAUGGGUUGAGACAUACCAGUUGAAUAGGUUAUCUGUACCUUUACAGUACACGUUUGGAAGUUUUUGGAUGUUGCCAAAUAAGAGGUCUGAAGUGGAUAAAUAGCUGUGAAUGUAAACUAAUGCACAACGUGAAGAUGUGUAAAUUUGCGUUCAUACCAUCACUACCACAACGUGGAUGUUUUAACAUAAUCUUUCUACAGUAUUUAAGUUCGGAGUUAGUGUUUUGGCUAACCAUAGACUAUAAUGGGGUGUAGAAAAGUCAGCUUUUAUAUAUUUAAUAUUUGUGGUGUUUGUCACCAAAUACUGUCAGCGUCUGGGUAAUAUACAUAAACAUUGCUACCUAUGGUUUGUUACACUAUGCUGCCAGCAAACCGAUUAAAAACUUCCAAUAUAGGCAAAAAGGGAAUUAGGAGCACACCAAAAACUUGAAUUUUGCAAGAAUAGUGCUACCGUAGAGACCAAAAUGUAUACGUAAUACAGAUUAAGGUACCGCGCACACAUUUUAUAAGGCUGCUUAAAAUCACCUAUUUCAGCAAACAAAUCUGGGGAUCAGUUCCAUCAUAUGGCCAUAUUGUGUUAAGCCACUAUUUAAUCUCCCACGUUGGAAUUGGUGUAGGAUCCACCGAUUUUGGGGUACUGUGACAUAGUGGUGGUCUUAACACAAUAUGGCCAUAUGGUGGAACUGAAUCUCCAUGUUUGCUGAGAUAGGUGAGUUUAAGUAGCUUUGUAAAAUUAAAAACUGCAAGUAUGUCACAUCAAUGAGCGUAUGCACUCUGUUUAUUCACAUAGUGUUAGAUUUCAUGGGUACAGCACUCUCUCUUGUGGGAGAGGAUCUGUGGCGCCUUGUUGAUAAGGAUUGCUGCUUCAUGUAAAUAUUCUUAUCAGCCUACUCAUUCAAAGAUCGUUUUGAUAGAGCACUGUAUAGAUUUAAUUUUUGUACCUUACAUCGUACAAUGAGUCAUUCUUGUGGAAAUAUUUUCUCCAUUCUAACAAUGUUUUCUCUUAGUUCAGCAUUCGUCCUUAUGUGUUUUCUGUUAAUAUUUUAUAUUUUUUUUUCCUUUCUUUUCGCAGGGGAAAGACAUUUGCCACCCGUUGAUCACACGUGGGAAUGCCAAGUCAAACAAGUGAAAUGGCAUAAGUUAGCACCUGUCCCUCCCCAGCAUAAAUAGAAUCCAGGUGGAACGGUUCCAAUAUGAUCUGCAUUCUGGGGUACAAUUCAGUAAAAUGUAUUUUAAGCUGUGCUUUGCCAUGACUGAAGAAUAAUGAAACAGGCCGCUGUCAUGCCGGCUGUUACCAUUGUCCUUUCCCUGCCAUGUUUUGCUUCUGUAUUUACUUGUUUUCUUAUCAGACAAACUAAAAUCCCAAUGAACAUACCUGUGCGUAUGAAUUGAAACGUUGACCGUAAUCAUUUUGGAAUUGUUGGAAAAUAAAUAAAUAAAUCUUUCUAUCCUAAUAUUGGAAAAUAGUGUAUUGUUUUUAUUUUAUCUCUGAAUUUAUAUCAAUGCCAUGUUUAAACCAGGCCCAGUAUAAUCAGGACUUAUUCCAAU
This is a messenger RNA of Pelobates cultripes (western spadefoot toad), 15247 nucleotides long. NCBI's taxonomy places the organism in Eukaryota, Metazoa, Chordata, Amphibia, Anura, Pelobatidae. The record is from the annotation of a GenBank genome assembly.